AUGGCUGUCGAGGGCACCACUCCUGCGUCGCCCGUUCCGAUUCCGGAGCUCACCAAGAUCACCACCGAGGCCUGCGACGCCGCGCUCAAGGAUACCGCCGAGUACCAGCAUGAGAAGGUUAGCGAGUGGAACUCGUCUAUCAUCAACACCGUCCUGAAAGCCCUCAUUACCGCCACAGCCCCCUCCGAUACCAAGACUCCCGCCCCCUACCGCUUCACCGUGAACAGCACCAUCGUGCAACAGGGACUUAUCGAUAAGACCGCCGCGGCGGACGGUACACAGAUCAACGCCGGCAAGCGCGGGAUGCACUCGGCCUCGGGCGCCUUCUGGGAUGUCAACCGCGACGGCAUGUGGACGUUCAAGUACCCCGGUGCCGAAGAGCGGGGACUGGAUGUUGUGGUCAGCGUUACCUGGUUCGCCAUGCACUAA
Molecule: messenger RNA, 429 nt
Organism: Penicillium argentinense
Lineage: Eukaryota; Fungi; Ascomycota; Eurotiomycetes; Eurotiales; Aspergillaceae
Product: dynein light chain Tctex-type family protein
Exons: 4
Coding region: 1-429 (142 amino acids)
Biological process (GO): microtubule-based movement
Cellular component (GO): cytoplasmic dynein complex; cytoplasm
Molecular function (GO): dynein intermediate chain binding
Source: RefSeq, a predicted model, not a curated record